AUGGCAUCUCUUGCCGCCGCCAAAGAUUCCCCCGACUACUGGGAAAGGACCACCGAGAAGGUGGAACGUGGGAAUGACUCGAAACUGCACGUAACUGUCGUCGGUGGUGGGAUCGGAGGACUUGGGGCGGCCAUUGGUUGUCUGCUGGCCGGUCAUGAUGUCGACGUUCUCGAAGCUGCCGACCAAUUUGGCGAGAUCGGUGCUGGAAUCCAACUUCUGCCAAACGGCUCCCGAAUUCUUUACCGAUGGGGCCUUCGAGAAAUCGUACGGAAGCUUGCCGUCAGACCGGGGAAAGUCAACAUGUGGGGCUGGAAAGGCAACCUGAUCUCGUCGCUGGACUACCAUGACGCCGCUGCUCAAUAUCCGGGCUCUGACUUCUUGGAUUUCCACCGCCCAGUUCUACACAAGAUACUGUUGGACCGGGCCAUCGAGCUCGGUGCCAAGCUCCAUAAUAGUUGCCGGGUGGUGGAUGUACAAUGCCAUGCCGAUGGUUCUGGCGCCAACGUGGUCCUGGCAGACGGGUCGGUAAGGGCGACAGAUCUGGUGGUUGGGGCGGACGGUGUCUUUGGCCACCUGCGAGAGAUUAUGCUAAAGAGACCCGACCCCCCGAUCCGCUCGGGCGACAUGGCUUACAGGAUCACGUUACCGGCGGCGAAGCUUCUCGACGACCCGGAGCUGGCCAUUUUCAUCAAGGAGCCGCAGGUCAACUACUGGCUGGGUCCGGACGCGCAUUGUGUCAAUUAUGUCCUGCGAGGUGGCGAGCUGUUCAACUUUCCCUUGGCCUUGAAGGACGACAUCCCUCUCGAUCAGCCCAACCGGGUCCCAGGCGACGUGAAUGUGAUGCGAGAGUACUUCAAGGACUGGGAACCGAGAAUCACCAAGCUCCUCAGCAAGUGUGAGUCGGUGGAGAAAUGGCGCCUUUGCUACCGCCUGGGUCUGGAUUCCUGGAAUGACCCAAGCGGCUCGUUCACCAUGCUUGGAGACGCCGUCCAUGCCACCGUGCCGUACUAUGCUUCCGGUGCCGGCAUUUGCCUCGAAGACGGAGCCGUGCUCGGCGAAUGUCUAUCACGAAUCAAGUCCAAGUCGCCGACGGAAAAACAACACGCCCUCGCUGUCUAUGAAUCGUGUCGCAAAGAUCGUGCAGUCAUGUUGGUCCGACGGGGGAACGUCCAGCAAGUGCUUUAUCACUUCCCCGAUGGGCCCGAGCAGAUGGAUCGAGAUGAAAAGAUGAAGAUGCAGCCGCCGCCGCCCGGCGAAGCAAUAGCGUGGAGAGACCCAGGCUUCGCGCCGCAGUUGUUCUCGUACGACCAUAUUCAAGAAGUAAGCAAGAUUGCCGCCCUUUCCGAUGGGGUGCAGAACCAGCCUCGCUCACAGUCGUGUCUUUUUUCCAGGUGGAAUCGCGCUGGUCCAAAGCGACUCCUGAGAGCCUCAAUCGCGAGCCACAAGAUGUAG
Molecule: messenger RNA, 1452 nt
Organism: Fonsecaea multimorphosa CBS 102226
Lineage: Eukaryota; Fungi; Ascomycota; Eurotiomycetes; Chaetothyriales; Herpotrichiellaceae
Exons: 3
Coding region: 1-1452 (483 amino acids)
Biological process (GO): secondary metabolite biosynthetic process
Molecular function (GO): monooxygenase activity; FAD binding
Source: RefSeq, a predicted model, not a curated record